Molecule: messenger RNA, 1170 nt
Organism: Arctia plantaginis
Lineage: Eukaryota; Metazoa; Arthropoda; Insecta; Lepidoptera; Erebidae
Source: the annotation of a GenBank genome assembly
AUGGCACAUGAUAAAAUCACAAAGGCACUUAAAAAUAUACUCAAUAACGUAAAUUAUACGAAUUAUAACCUGAAAAUCGAAGAAAUCUCUACUGGAGGCGCAAAUUAUACGUCAAAUUUGUUCAAAGUCGAAGUUGUCCCUGAAGAUGAUAAACCAACCCUACAUCUUUUCGUGAAAGUGGCAUGUCCCAGUGUGAAGCUGCGGAGUACUUUGGACGAGUGGAAAAUUUACACAACAGAACAAUUAUUUUACACAAGGUUGUUAAAAACGUACAAAGCUCUGGAAAAUGAACACCGUGUUCCGAGCGAGGAGAGACUACAUUCCUGCAAGUAUUAUGGGUCAAGUUUAGUCGUUCUUGAGGAGAUGAUAGUACUUGAAGACCUAACUGCUAGCAACUGGUUGGCUUACGAUAGGCUGAAAUCAAUAGAUUGGCCCUACGCAAAAGCUGCCAUCUCCCAACUCGCUAAAUUUCACGCAUUAUCCUUCGCCUACGGCGAAAGUAACCCCGAUGAAUUUAAUCAAGUUUUAGAUGAAUUAAAAACUCAAAUGAAUCAUGAAUCUUUAGCUACUUUUGUGGAGAAUGCCAAAAGUGUUGCAUUGCAAAAGGUCAAGUCAGAACGGAAAAAUCUUUUGAAAGAAUAUUUAAAGGACUUUGAAGCAAAGAUAAAGAAGGUGAAUGAACCUUCUAGUCAUAAUGCCAUUACUCAUGGGGUUUUUAGACCUAGUAAUUUGAUGCACAAGACUAAAGAGGAUGGUUCAAUGGAAGUUAUUAUCGUGGAUAUGCAAACUCUGCAGGGUGCUAGCCCCGUUGCAGAUUUAUUGUAUUUCAUCUUUACUGGAUCUGAUAAAGAAUUCCGCGCUGAGUACUACGAUAAACUAAUAGAUCAUUAUUAUUCGGAGCUGGAAGCGGCCAUGAAGAGACUGCACAUGGAUCCUGAGAAGAUUUACUCUAGGGCGGUUUUCGACCAAGAGUUCAAAGAGAAACUUCCACUCGGGCUGACGAUUGCAGUGUUCGCGCUGCCAGUCGUGACGGUGUCUCCGGACAAGGCUCCCAAGGUCGACGAAGAUAUGGAACUGUCCGCGUUCUCUGCAGAGACGGCUAGUGACUUAUAUGUCGAAAGGUUAAACGGAGUUGUUGACGACUUUGUGAAAUGGGGUUUACUGAAGUAG